UUAGAAGGGAAGUACCGGUUUGCGGCCGUUGCCGCAGACAACGACGAGUGUUCGAAGAUUGGAAAUCACGUGAUGGAGGUACAGGGUGGAACAGCAAUGGAUGCGGCGGUAGCAACCGUCUUGUGUUCCAGUGUCCAGAACAUGAUGAGCUGUGGAAUAGGCGGUGGCCACUUUCUAACCUAUUACAACAGAGCUUCUGGGAAGGUGGUGACGGUGAACGCCCGGGAGCAGGCGCCAUCGGGAGCCGACCGUGACAUGUUCACCGCCGAAAAGAACACAUCUUCCGUCACAGGUGGAUUGGCCAUCGGUAUUCCUGGAGAAAUAAAAGGUCUAUAUAAGGCGUGGAAGCUGGGUGGGCGGUUGCCAUGGAAACAACUUCUACAGCCAGCAAUUAAACUUUGUAAAGAGGGAUUUAAAGUUGGAAACGCACUGGAGGCUGCGAUUAGAAGUACCAGCAGAUUCUUUCCCGAUUUUCCGAAUUUACGCGAUCUCCUAACCAACCCAGCAACCAACGGCAUUUAUAAGAAGGGGGAGACGAUGAAGGCCCCUAAACUAGCCCAGACCCUAGAAACUAUAGCGGAAGAGGGACCGGACGCCUUCUAUAAUGGGAGCCUCUCGGCUAAUAUCGCUGCAGAUAUACAGGACGCAGGUGGCAUCAUAACGGAAGAAGAUCUUGCUAAUUAUACCGUACGGAUAGAAGAGCCGCUCACCUUCCGGUUGGACUCUGGUCACGUGGUCUACUCUCCGCGCCCACCCUCGGGCGGGGCCGUCUACCUAUUCAUCCUUAAUAUCCUCAAUGAGUUCCGAUUUUCUAACGACAGCGUGUCAACUGUGCCGAAAGCAAAGAGAACAUGGCAUCGCAUGGUGGAAUCUUUUAAACAUGCCUACGCGCUGCGCACGCAACUUGGCGACAACCAAGUUGGAACACCCGCAUUUCGAGACUAUGUUGAUGAGCUGGUACGUAACAUGACGGACCCCACUUUCGGAGCGGCGCGACGUGAACGGAUCAGCGACUGUUCGACGUUCGAGGCGGACUAUUACCAACCUAUGUUUUUCAACAUCUGGGAUAACGGAACCUCACAUCUCUCUGUCCUAGGACCGAAUGGGGACGCUGUCUCAAUCACCAGUACCAUCAAUCUCUUUUUUGGUUCCAAAGUGGUCGGAACCCGUACAGGCAUUGUGUUUAACAACGAAAUGGACGAUUUCUCAACGCCCGGCACUAUCAACUCCUUCGGUGUUCCCGCCUCGGAAGCUAACUUCAUAGAACCUUGGAAGCGCCCCCUAUCUUCCAUGACCCCGAGUUUGGUGAUUGACCGCAACGGGGAUGUACAGCUCGUGGUUGGCGCUUCCGGUGGAACGAGGAUUAUUCCUGCUACAGCGUUGGUGACAGUCGCGACUCUUGAUUGGGAUUGGGGUAUCAAAGAGGCGAUAGACUACCCGAGGGUUCAUCACCAGCUUUUCCCUGAAACACUCCAGAUACAGACAGGAUUCCCAGGGGAGGUAAUAGACGGGCUACGGGCAAUGGGACAUAACAUUACAAUGUCGGACAGCGCUUUCAGUGUGGUCCAGGGGAUUCUGAGAUGUGGGAACUACAUCACGGCCAACUCUGAUUAUCGGAAAGACGGGGCACCGGAUGGCUAUUAACAACAGUGAUCAUGUUUAAGCAGGCUUAUUGGAUAUACUAUUUUACAGUAGUGAUGAAAGACCACGUUAAAAACUAAGAACAACAAUUAACAACAUAUUUUCUUUAAUGACAGUAACAUCAUCAAAUUGUUUUUACAGCAAUUAUCCUUAAAUUAUUGACGCUCGUGAACACGAUUAUCAAUGGAAAUAAAUGCAAUAUUUAUUGACAGAAUUUAUGUAAUAUCACACUUUUUCACUACACUUUUAAAAUAAUUUUGCUUAUGUGUUUUUAAAUAUAACAUACCAGUUGAAACCACGGAGAAAUAACCAUGAUCAUAUAUAUAUUUCUAAAGUUUAAAAUGAAUAGCGCUGUAAAAGAGCGUCUUAUGAAAGCAAAGUUUAGUUAUGUAGCAAUGUAGUUAUGGCAUGGGCAUUUAUGGUAUGUUAACAUAGAAUUGAUUAUUCAAAACGAUUUUUAAAAAAAUACUUCAAAUGAUGGAUACAGUCGAAUUCCAUUGCCUCGAACUCCCAGGGACUAACGAAUGUACCUUGACAGCACCCGUAUUUUCAUUUCAUUUAACUAGUUUGCGACCCUGAAAGUGUAAAUCAUAUCAAUAUCUUAAGUAAAAUUA
Molecule: messenger RNA, 2255 nt
Organism: Mya arenaria
Lineage: Eukaryota; Metazoa; Mollusca; Bivalvia; Myida; Myidae
Product: glutathione hydrolase 1 proenzyme-like
Exons: 11
Coding region: 73-1644 (523 amino acids)
Biological process (GO): glutathione catabolic process
Cellular component (GO): plasma membrane
Molecular function (GO): glutathione gamma-glutamate hydrolase
Source: RefSeq, a predicted model, not a curated record